Habropoda laboriosa is the source of this 1665-nucleotide messenger RNA. It is a transcript of the gene Moca-cyp, whose product is annotated as peptidyl-prolyl cis-trans isomerase G. Gene Ontology annotation, molecular function: peptidyl-prolyl cis-trans isomerase activity. The record is from RefSeq and is a predicted model, not a curated record. Bases 22 to 1665 code for a protein of 547 amino acids. The transcript has 8 exons. Gene Ontology annotation, biological process: protein peptidyl-prolyl isomerization. Lineage: Eukaryota; Metazoa; Arthropoda; Insecta; Hymenoptera; Apidae. Gene Ontology annotation, cellular component: intracellular membrane-bounded organelle.
GUAGAAGUGGGUGGUCUUCCAAUGGGCCGCAUAGUGUUUGAGCUCUUUGCAGAUAUUUGUCCACUAACAUGUGAAAAUUUCCGUGCUUUAUGUACUGGAGACAAAGGACUUGGGAAAACAACUGGCAAACCAUUACAUUACAAGGGAAUUGUUUUUCAUAGAGUAGUUAAAGAUUUCAUGAUUCAGGGUGGUGAUUUUUCAGUAGGUAAUGGAACAGGUGGAGAAUCAAUUUAUGGAGGAACAUUUGCAGAUGAAAAUUUUAUUAUAAAACAUAGUAAACCAUUUUUAUUGUCAAUGGCAAACCGUGGUAGGGACACAAAUGGUUCACAAUUUUUUAUUACAACACAACCAGCGCCUCACCUCGACAAUGUCCAUGUGGUUUUUGGAGAAGUAGUAACUGGCCAGGAAAUUGUUACACAUAUUGAGGGACUUCCAGUAGAUCGCAUGUCUCGCCCAUUACAAGAUGCGAAGGUUGUAAAUUGUGGAGAACUUGUAUUAAAAGUCAAAAGCAAAGCAAAGAAACGUGAAACAAAGGAGAGCAGUUCAUCUGAGUCUGAUUCUGAUUCAUAUGCAGAAAAACCGAAAAAGAAAAAGAAGGCUAAAAAAAAUAAAAAAAGAGCAAAAUCAGAGGAUGGCGAAAUUCAUGAUUCCAAUGAAGAUGACCUUGGAAAACCUCAUCCACUUGUUUCGGUUACAAAAAUCGAUCCUGAUGAAAUUCCGGAAGUACCAGCGAAUAAAUUUUUGUAUAGAGCAGGGCCUACUAAUAAUGCAAAUCAAAAGGAAUUUAGACAACAUUAUGGAAGAGAUCGGGUACGAUCGCAUAGAAAAACUGGUCGCAUAUUUAAAGGAAGAGGAAUAUUUCGGUAUCAUACGCCGUCACGUAGUCGAUCGAGAAGUGUUACACCACCGCAUUGGAAACAAGCUCAAAAUCGUACUAUUAAGUUACACGAAUUUCAGAAAUUAGAAAAAGAACGUUUAAAGAAGGAAGAAGAAUUAAAGAAACGCGAGGCGGAUAGAAUUAAAAAGUUCACUGAAAAUCCUGACGAAGAUAAUCAAGUAAUGGAUAAAUUCGAAACUGAACCUAAUAUAUCCAAGGAGUUGGAGAAUAAAGAAAAUGAUCAGGCAGAUGAUAAAAAGAGUAGCAAUAAAAAUAUGGAUCAGGAUCAAGAUAAUUUAAAUAUUAGUUCAGAUGUUAACGAUAUUACGACAAAAGAUAAAGUAGAUGGAAAGCAUAAAAAUGAAAAAGUAAUAAAGCGUGAUUUACAUCGAUCAUACGGUGAUAGAUCUUCGCGAAGAGACUCACGGGAUAGGAGUAGAAGACGCGGAAGUGGUCGAUCGAGGUCACGAGAUCGACGAAGAUCUCGGGAUAGAGAUUACGAUCGUAGGAACAGUCGUGACAGAAGAAAUAGGAGGAAUUAUUAUCCUCAAAGACGAGAUACUUAUAGAAUGAAUAGACCUGGCAGAGAUAAUUAUAGAUAUUACGACAGACGUAACGAUUAUAGAAGGACAAACAAUUCUAAUUCUAAUUACGAUGCAGAUAUUAAUUCAUCCCGUUAUGAUAAAAAUCGAAGAAAGAGUGAUAAUACUUCAGACUCUAAUAAUCAGCCAAAAUUUAAGCGCCGUUCACGUUCAACUAGUUCCAGUAGCCAACACUCCAAAGACUAA